AUGCACCUCUUGCUUGACAAGCGCGAUGGCGAAGAUCACGGCCUGCGUGAGCAGCGCGACCUUGACGAGGGAGAAGAAGAGGGUGUUUUGGAAAACUCUUGUAGUGAUUCAGAACGUAUAGUUCCAGAGUUUCACCACUAUCUCAUACAUUUCACCUCCGUUACCUCUCACUCCCCUACUUCAUCAACUUGCCCCACAACCGCGGGAAUGGAGGAGCGUAUCAGGAACCAAUUUGAGGAAUUGGAAAAAGCAGCACGACUUUUGCGCCUCUCCGAAGACUCGCAUGUGGAAAAUGAGUCCAGUUUCUUCCAAAACUUGUUCUCUUUCGACAAAGCACAUGAUGCAUACGAAGAGCAGAAGACCACCAUCACAAAAGCUCUAUCUGAUUUCUACACCACCUACCCAUACCUCACACACGCCCUCAUCUUCUUCAUCUUCCUCACAGUCAUUCCACUCUUACGCCUGCGUAAACGCAAACGCAACACCACACGACGUCCACUACCGCCCAAUGUCAUUGCUUCCACCCACCACCAGAAGGUGCCAUCGCAAUACCCCCCAGGCAUGGGAAUUGACAUAGUAGAAGCAAAGUGGCGCGCUCUGGGUAAGGAACCUUGUCCGAUAUUUGCACCAAAAGUUAAGGUGGCGGAACAGCCGAGAAUUAGGAGGAACCUGUGGGAUUUUCCAGAGGACAGCUUGUACAAGGGUAGUGUCACGAUUGAUACCAACUUUGGGAAACCUGAGGGUGCUUAG
This is a messenger RNA of Pyrenophora tritici-repentis Pt-1C-BFP, 750 nucleotides long. RefSeq lists its product as uncharacterized. NCBI's taxonomy places the organism in Eukaryota, Fungi, Ascomycota, Dothideomycetes, Pleosporales, Pleosporaceae. The record is from RefSeq and is a predicted model, not a curated record.